Messenger RNA from Odontomachus brunneus, 5730 nucleotides. It is a transcript of the gene Vg, whose product is annotated as vitellogenin-like. The record is from RefSeq and is a predicted model, not a curated record. NCBI's taxonomy places the organism in Eukaryota, Metazoa, Arthropoda, Insecta, Hymenoptera, Formicidae. The transcript is spliced from 7 exons. Gene Ontology annotation, biological process: lipid transport. Bases 138 to 5324 code for a protein of 1728 amino acids. Gene Ontology annotation, molecular function: lipid carrier activity.
UGUGGAAUCUGAAUCGGGAUUUGAAUCGGUGGCGAUCGGCGGCGGGUCAUAUGCUGAGUUAGCACACGGUGCAUAUAAAUUCAUUCAGUGAGACAGAGCUCUCAUUUCGCAUUGGGUGUUGGCCACACAUCAUCAUCAUGUGGUUACAUCUUGCCCUAAUUUUCCUCGCCGGAACGGCUCUGGUCGAUUCGACAGUAUGGAAGCCGAAUCAGACAUAUCGCUAUAUGGUACGAACUCGCGCUCUAACGGGCGCGAAGGUAUCUGAUCAGGUCAGUGGAAUUGUAAUGAAGGGCUACUUGAAUGUUCAUGUGAGGUCGCCGGACGUUUUGAUAGUGGAAUUAACUAAAGGGGAAUACUCUUCCAUACAUGCAUCAUUGCCUGAUGGUUGGAACGUUCCUAUUCCUGAUUACUUGUUGAGAUAUGUCUCCAUUCCGUCAACGGGAGAUCCCUUGAAAGUUACGUUCCGUAAUGGGAAAGUAGAUGAAGUAUUUGCUACUUUGAGAGAUGCUAACAAUCCAUACACAGUGAACAUCAUAAAGGGUCUCUUGAGUCAACUGCAGUUUGAAACGGAUAAAUUAACAGAAAAGCAACUCAAGAAGCCUUUGGGACACGAAUAUGCUCACCAAAUCUAUACGGGCAAGGAGCAAACCGUCACUGGCUACUGCAAGACCGAAUACGACCUGAGGCCGAUAUCCCGCGAGGAUAUAAAAAAAACUAACCUGCUACAAUUUGAAACACCCAAUCAAGAUGGAUACUUGAUGCUUUCGAAAUAUAAAAACUACAAAGAUUGCAUGCAGGAAACGAGUUACCAAUUUACUGUGACGGAUAACGCGGAGAAGCAUAUAAAAGAGAACUACAUUACGAGAUUGAGUACGACUAAUAUGAUCGUCUCGCAUAAAAAAGAAUACUUCACCAUUUUGUCAAGCAUAAUGGAGAAUGUAAUACAAGUAAAACCUAAACUCGAAGAUAUGGAAAGCUCCAAAAUGUUCAAUAUGAUGAACCUGACUCUGGUUAAAGUAGAAGAAACAACCAGCAAGGCCGACAUGCCCAAAGAAGUCGUGUCCACUGGGAACCUAACAUAUGUUUAUAAUAUAAGAGAAAGGGGUACGGUUGAUACUUCCUUCCACCACGAUCUCGAAAAUUUGAUAAACAUCCGAGGAAUAUCCAGAGAACAUGCCGAAUUUAAUGUCCACUCGACAUCAGGUAGGGGUCGAGGCAGGUAUUCCGAGUACUCUAAGCAGACUAAGCACAGCUCAGAAGAAAAUAGUUCGGAAUCCAGCAGCCGAGAGCACUUUACACGUAACCACGAAAAUGAGAGAGCGACGUCUCGCGGAAGACCUCUUCGGGAUUAUACGAUUUCCGAUAUAUUAAAAGAAAUCGACUCAAUGAUCCACGACAUAGCAAUGGAAAUCAUGACACCCGACGAAAUUGUACGUCAAGGAACGCUGGAGAAGUACACCAUUCUGACGAGAAUGCUUCGUUAUAUGAAUGAGACAAGUUUAACUACUGUGAGGGAUAAGCUGGAAAUCGACUACAGGGCAGCUAAGUUGGAUGUAGGAAAGAUAGUUGCCAGCAGCGUCUUUCGCAACGCCUUAGCGCAAACCGGGACUUUCGCUGCUUUCAAGCUCAUCCGUACAAUGAUUACAACGAAAAUGUUUACGAACCUGGAAGCGGCGUUUGUGUUAGGACAACUUCCUAGAGCCGUGCGCUCUCCCACACAGGAUUAUAUUCAACAGUUUUACGAACUUAUCAAAUCGCCAGAGGUGAGAAAUCAGGCAGUUUUGAACACUACCGCGCCCUACGCCUUCUCCGAAUUAGUCCGCUACGCUCUGGUCAUGGAUCAAAAGUAUAUCUAUCCCUACCCCGAAACUCACUCCAAAACACAUAAAGAGGAGAUGCUCUCUACUUACAUUUCCUAUUUUGCCGACGAACUGGAGGAAGCUUAUAAAGCGAAACGCGAUAGCCUUAUAGUAACAUACAUCAUGGCUUUGGGUAAUAUAGGUCACCCAGCCGUAGUCCGGGUGUUCGAGCCGUACUUGGAAGGCAAAUAUCGUUUAACCACGUUCCAACGUACGAUAAUGGUCAGCGCAUUAGGAAAAGUAUAUCCAGGAACUUAUAAGGUGAUCGGACCGAUUAUGUACAAAAUCUACCAGAACCAGAAGGAGCAUUACCAAGUACGUGUUAUGGCGCUGAAUGUAUUGUUUAAGAACAAUCCACCUGAACACAUUAUGAUGAACAUAGCAAAGACGGUCUCUGACGAGCGUGAUGUGCAAGUGAAAAACGCUGUUUUAACCGGCAUAGAGAGCCUGACGAGAUUGAAGGGUGAUAAAUACGCAAGGCUCGUCAGGAGUGCGUUAGCCGCCAAUAGGAUCAUAACACAACACGAUCAAGAAUAUAAUAUUAGAUAUUCUAGCAACAUAAUACUGGAUUAUGUAAAUAAAAAGAGGGACUACGACGCUUCGCUUGAGUUCAGUACCAUCGGUAGCAAGACCAAAACCAUCCCGAAAUUUGUAGAUUUGACGUUAACAGCUAAUUCUUCCUUCUAUUCGCCUCCGGCCUUCAGAACCCAGUACGGCGUAUCAGACAUAAAUUUGAUAUUGCGUACGAUAAGGAGGAUAAUGGGACAAGUAACUAACGAGGAGCGCUCGACAGUUGAUGAGUUAGCUGAGAAGCUCAACAUCGUGUACAAUGAAGUGGACCCUGAGGGAAGCUUCGUCAUCUCUAACGAAUAUGGCGUGUUUUUCGUUGUCUUUGACAGAUACACGUUGCAAAGCUUAGAAGAAAACUUCAAGAAGCUGAUCCAAACAACCAAGAAUGGCUACAACAAGGAAUAUAUAAUGACUAGGCUAUUGAACAAGCAGUUCAUAAUAAGCUACCCGUCCGAAAUCGGUCUACCCGUAAAUUAUCGCUUGACUGCACCCAUAUUAGUUUCGUUGAGGAAUAAACUACAAACAAAGGAAAAAGAUGCGUUUGAAAUCAGCCAAGAAAUGAAUAUGGUGGUAAAUAGGAAGACGAUAAGCAGGAUUACCUUCUUGACACCUUUCAGCGACGAGCAAUAUUUUACCGGUGUUGACGUCGACUGGCAAUUACGUGUACCAGUAGCGUGGAGCGCCAAAAUAGAUCUGAAGCAGAAACAUAUAGGAGUGGAAAUCAAAACAAUUCCAGGUACCGAGAAAGCGAAAUUGUGGCAGCACUACAUCUUGCCGUACACCGGAAAAACUCGCUUCCCUAAUUUCAAAGGUGCACGUAUCGACAAGAACACACAACCAAUAAUAGUUGGGAAAAUAAAUAAAUCAACGAUGGACUUGCUAGGAAGAAUAACCUUUAAACAUGAGACCGAUAGUUUUGUAUUCGAUAUGUUUAACCAGUUUAACGUACUAUCGCCUAUUGACGCCUUUGAAAACAUCCUGAAUUUCUUCGUUUCUAUUCCGCUUCAUUACCACAAGCAAGAAAUAAGUAUGAAUCCGGGAAGAAGCAACAGCAUAAUCGUAAAAGUCAAUUACGCUAACCUAGUUCUACGUGAUUUUGAGCAAAAACUAACUGAGAAUCUGGAGAAAGAACAUGAAGAAUUAUGGGCUCAAUCAGAAACUAAGGUACAAGAUGUGCUCACUUCGGACUUUUUGAAGGUUCAUCUCUUAAUACCGGGUGGUAAUAUUGAUUAUACUUGCUUUGGAAAUGCGGCGCAACUUCUUGUGUCUAAAAAUCUGGCUGUUAGGUGCUAUCUUGUUAACUCAUCUAAGGUUACGAACGUUUGCGGUAGCGCAACAGUACACCAAAAACCUUCUAGUUGCCUAGCUGGGGACCAAUUGCUUAACAAGAUAAGGCCAUUUAAGAUAUUAGUACGCUAUGGAGAAUCUUGCAGAAACGGGAAAGAAAUUAGUAUAAAAGGACUACAAAAACAAAAUGAGAACGUGAAGGAAGAGAUAAUGCAUUCCAAAACAUACGAGCGGAGCAAGGAAGAAUUAGGAGAAGGCACCUUCGGUUUAGUAAACACCGAUAAGGUGUGCAAACUUGCCAGUUUUAUGGACGAGUUAAUGUUGUCGGUCAAAAUGGAUCCGGAAGAUAUCAAAACUCUACAUUUCUAUACUAUCAAAUGGCUACUUCACAAAGUAAUCCCUCAUGCGCGUAUAUACUCGGUAAAGUCUGAAGACUCCAGUUUUAAAUUCUCGAAUUUCAUCGAAUCUACUAUAACAAGACAGCUCCAGAACCGCAAAAUGAACGUUACUCUAAACAGUGGAUCGUUAGCCGCACACUUACCCGCGGACCCUUCCUUGAUGUCUCUUGGAAAGUUCAUCAACCACGAGUUGGACACUUUAUGGGGCAUGCAACAUAAGAAAAGGUUCUGCACACUCGGCAAUACUAGAGUGAAAACUUUUGACAAUAAGGUGUAUCCUAUUGGAACGAGCAAAUGUUCACGUAUGAUGAUGAUCAGUCCUAAAAUAUUGAAACGCAACUCAAACUUAGAUAAUGUCAAUGAAUCUCCGGAUAUAUUAAGUUGUCACAAAAUAGCUAUUUCGUUAGAAGAUUUAGGAGAAAAGGAAAACGAGUUCGUCAAAAGGCAAAUAACGAUUACAUAUAAGAAUAAGAAGUUGCAAAUGAGGACAUCCGACGACGCAUUUUAUGUAAACGGAAAGCCACUCAAAUUCAUCGAAAAUGAAUUUAUAGAAAAGGAUUUAAAUAUUAGAUUUGUAAAAUUGACGUCCGUACUUUACAAAAUUAUUAUCAGUCCAGCUGAAGUCGUUAUGUGGUUCAAUGGUGAAAAUGUGAAAAUUCAGGCGUCCGACGCGUACAAUGGACACAUACGUGGUUUGUGCGGUACCAAGGACGAUAACGAGGAGAACGAUUUCACGACUCCGCAAGGGUGCGUCGUGAAGAAACCCGAGGAUUUCGUCGCCUUCUACACCUUCGACAACGACAGUUGCUUUGUGGAUGAGAAGACGAAGAAGUUAAGAGAAAGAGCUUUGGAGAAGUGCAGAGUGAUAGAGUAUCUCCAAACAAACGUUGUCGCCGACGCUUCAUCAGAGGAAGGAAGAAGUUCGCAGGAGUCUACGGAGGGAACGAAGGGAUGCACUUUGCUCAGAACUGAUAUCCAGCAGGAUGACAAACAGGCAUGCUUCUCUAUGAGACCUAUCCCAGUGUGUUCCGAAGGCUGUAAAAAAUGGUUCGUGACGAAGAAGCCAAUCACUUAUCAUUGUGAGGUGCUGAGUCCCGAGAUCCAUGAGAUGAUAGAAAGAAUUAAGGCGGGCGCCAAUCCAGAUUUCAGCACAAAAACACCGAGUAUGGUUAAAUAUAUAUCGCUUCCGAAGAUGUGCCGCCAGGAAUAAUCGAUCUGUAGUAUAAAGCAUUGGCGUAGUACUAGAUGUCAGUACUGGCUGAAUACCAGUAAUGUGUCAGGACUCGAAAAAUAGUACUGUAAUAUCACUGUUAGCGGGAUUUGAGGCCGGAAUACUUCUGGUCCUCUCUGGUUGUGAAUCACCUACUUUACCCACAAUGUCAGUUCUUCUAUUGAUAGAUGUGUUACACAUUGACUUGUAGAUGUACUACUGAAUUUGGUACUAGCUGCUUGUAUACGAUUUCUAUAUGGGACAGGAUAUAAUACGACGACGUCAGGAUAUCACUAAAGCAAAUGGUUAAGCAAAGCGAUACUCUUUUUUAUUUUCUUUUUAUAUGAAACUAGAAACAUGUUAUGUUAUUUUAGUAAUGCAAUAAAGUUGAACAUUUUCAACAUAA